CCAUCACAAUCCUCCGAAAUUGCGGCGCAUAAACCAAUAUGCCUCAUAUUGAUUCAGACGCGCCAGCUCCGGCGGCCGAAGCUCCUACCGAGCAAUUAACAAGACUGCCUUUCCCUCCAGUCACUUAUUCUCACAUCCUACACUGCUCUUAUCACCACUGGCAGCCUCGAUACCGCACCCUGGUCCCCAAGUCCCGCGCUAUCCGUCUCACUGCCCCCUUCGUUAACUACCUCCGAGCGGACGGUAUCGUCCUGCCGCCAGAAGCUGCCCCGCCGACAGACGACGACAACCUCGACACAUUCUCCGAUGAUGGUGCAGACGAGGAGCCCGACCCGUCAGUCGAAUGGCCUGAAAUCCACAACCAGAUCAAAUCCACAAUCACCGAAUACGGCGGUAAAGUGACGCCGAAGCUGAACUGGAGUGCGCCCAAAGAUGCGACGUGGAUGUCCGCCACCAACGACACGCAAUGUCGCACAGCCAACGACAUCUACCUCCUCUUGAAAAGCAGUGACUUUAUCAGCCAUGACCUGGAACACCCAUUCGACGACUGCGUUCCUGACACUACCACCACCGACGAUUCUUCCUCAACGCCCCCCGAAAUCCCCUACUACCUUGUUCUUCGCAAAUACGUCAACUUCAACCCCUCGCUCGAGUUCCGGUGCUUCGUGCGCAACAGAGUCCUCCUGUGCAUGUGCCAGCGUGAUCAGAACCAUUUCGACUUCCUCUUCCCCAUGCGGGACUCUCUCCGGUCUCGGAUCCAGACCUUCUUCGAUGAAAAGCUGAAGGAUACGUUCACGGACCCUAACUUCGUGUUUGAUGUCUAUAUCCCGCCUCCCCAUGACCGGGUGUGGCUUAUCGAUAUCAACCCAUGGGCGGAGAGGACCGAUUCGCUGCUCUUCAGUUGGAUGGAGAUUCUGCAUAUGAAGGAUCCCGUGGGUAUCCGGGAGGAAGAUGACAAUGGGGAAGAGCAAUUUGUGCGGCUUUCUCUGAAUGGAAACGGUGGUCUGGAGGCAGGUGGUGAGCCAGAUGAAGGGUCCGAAUCCGAGUCCGAGUCCGCGUCCGAAGACGAGAAUGUUGAUGAUGCACCAUUGUUCCCAGAGUUCAGGCUAAUCAAGCGCGAUGACCCGGAGGCGUAUGCGUUCACGACCCCGCAGUACUCAGCACACAAGCUGCCCAAGGAAGUGGUCGACGCCUCUAUCUCCGGUCCUGGAGGCAUGAGCGAGUUUCUGGGGAAAUGGCAGGACAUUCUGGCGAAGCAGGCGCAGGAGUCCGACUCGGACAAUGAAGACCAAUAGAGGUUCCAACCAUGCAUCGAUUGUAUACUUAGUUACGAACAUACCAAAGAGCGCAGCUCAGCAUAUUAAGGCGGCGUUAGGACUAUAGUGAAAGAGGGACAAGGCACUAAAAACCGAAU
Aspergillus welwitschiae is the source of this 1414-nucleotide messenger RNA. RefSeq names its product cell proliferation protein CDC123 (gene cdc123). The record is from RefSeq and is a predicted model, not a curated record. Bases 39 to 1295 code for a protein of 418 amino acids. NCBI's taxonomy places the organism in Eukaryota, Fungi, Ascomycota, Eurotiomycetes, Eurotiales, Aspergillaceae. Gene Ontology annotation, cellular component: cytoplasm. The transcript is spliced from 2 exons.